Guillardia theta CCMP2712 is the source of this 1116-nucleotide messenger RNA. RefSeq lists its product as hypothetical. Bases 1 to 1116 code for a protein of 371 amino acids. The transcript is spliced from 6 exons. The record is from RefSeq and is a predicted model, not a curated record. Lineage: Eukaryota; Cryptophyceae; Pyrenomonadales; Geminigeraceae.
AUGAAUCACGUCGAGCUGAACCCCGACGAUGCUUGCAUGAUCAAGUUGACCUCCGGGCAUGCAGUAGAUGCAAGAUACAUCGAGUGUCUGAUUCAAGAUGUUAUACCGGCAGUAGAGCACGCGGUGGUGUUUGGACACAACAGCCCGUUCAUGGUUGUUGUCUUCACGCUCAAGCUCGACCCCGAGCUGGGAGGGAGACUCUUGGGAGAGGACGCAAUGCACAUGAGCGAACAGUUCGGCAGCAAGGCAAACACGGUCUUCACUGCGAGGAACUGUCCGCAAUUCUGCAAUGGGAUGCGGGAUGUUUUCAGGAUGAUCAACGUGGCUCUGAAGCAGCACUGUGAUGAUGAGAACUUCAAGAUCAGGAGAGCCUGUCUGCUGCUGAGCAAGCUGAACCAGGAGGAUGGGAUGAUCAAGAGCGACGGGAGCUACAACAGGCAGCAGAUCCUUAGGAAGCACUCCCAUCUCAUCAACAGCAUGCUCGAUGUACAGGCUGCGAGGAACGUGAUUGAUGUGACACCUUGCGAUGACGACGAGACAUGCGAUCAUGGGCUGAAGUUGCGAUCUUAUGAAGAUUGGUUGAAGUUCGAACAAGCAGCUUCGAUGAUUGUCAUCGACAAGAAGGGACAUUUCACUCAGUUUGGAAAAAUUCUGCGGAGGGGGAAGGAUGAAUUUGAAAGAACUGAAGACGAGAUCGACGACAAAGAAAUAUGUUCACCUGCAAAUGAAGUGAGACACUUGAGGUUCUCGGACGAGAUUCGGCAAGAGACAAUCUCAUCAGCAACUGACAGCCAUGUGGGGGGCAAGACGAAGGAAGAGAAGGAUGCGCUUCAAGACAAACAAGGGGAACAAGAGGCAGGGCGGACAGAGGAAGGAGGAGACGAGGAGAAAGCUGCGGUACAGCUCACAGGAGAACACAUCGGAGCAGCAGCUCCAGCUCCAGCUCCAGCUCCAGCUCCAGCAGCAAGCAAAGCAGAGGCAACAGGAGCAGCGGCAGCAAGAGCAGGAGCCGAGCUGUCACCUACGACCGUUGCUUUCUGGCGUCAUGUACAACUGCAGAGCUGCGCCGAAGACGACAAGACGGCAAGAGUCUUGAUUGAGAACGAGAUGGUAUGA